Messenger RNA from Aplosporella prunicola CBS 121167, 1404 nucleotides. RefSeq lists its product as uncharacterized. Gene Ontology annotation, biological process: maturation of SSU-rRNA from tricistronic rRNA transcript (SSU-rRNA, 5.8S rRNA, LSU-rRNA). Gene Ontology annotation, molecular function: snoRNA binding; protein binding. The transcript is spliced from 2 exons. Gene Ontology annotation, cellular component: Pwp2p-containing subcomplex of 90S preribosome; small-subunit processome. The record is from RefSeq and is a predicted model, not a curated record. Lineage: Eukaryota; Fungi; Ascomycota; Dothideomycetes; Botryosphaeriales; Aplosporellaceae. Bases 1 to 1404 code for a protein of 467 amino acids.
AUGGCCGGAGCAAGCGACAAGGCGCGAUUCUACCUCGAGCAAUCGGUGCCCGAGCUGCGCGAGCUCGAGCGCAAGCAGCUCUUCACACGAGACGAGAUCACGGCGAUUGCGAAGAAGCGCUCGGAGUUUGAGCACGUACUGAACGCGCGCGGCUCGCACCCCUCGGACUACGCGCGCUACGUGACGUACGAGAUGAACGUCGAGGCGCUGCGCAAGAAGCGGAGCAAGCGGGUCGGAGUCAAGGCCGGCGGGCACAGCGGGCAGCGCCGCAUCUUCUUCAUCCUGGAGCGCGCGACGCGCAAGUUCCAUGGCGACGUCGGGCUGUGGAUGCUGUAUAUCGAGUUUGCGCGCAAGGAGAAGGCCCGCAAGAAACUCCAGGAGGUGCUGACUGGUGCGCUGCGCAUGCAUCCGACUAAGCCUGAGCUGUGGAUUUAUGCGGCUCGCUGGGCGGUCGAUGAUGAGGCCGAUAUGACUAUGGCUAGGAGCUAUAUGCAGCGCGGACUGCGCUUCUGCCAGAAGUCGAGACUGCUCUGGCUCGAGUACGCAAAGCUCGAGAUGAUUUACGUGGCCAAGAUCGCGGCGCGCAGAUCCAUUCUGGGCCUGGACCAGGAGCCGCAAGCCAAGGCGCAGCAGGAGACGCCCGCGGGAGACGACAUGGCCGCGGACAUGAUCGCGCUGCCCGCCAUCACAGCCGAAGACAUCAAUCCUAGCCUGAGCACGGAAUCCGCCAGCGCAGGCGACACCGACGACGUGGCCUUGCAGAACCUCGCCGCAACACCGGUCCUCACGGGCGCGAUCCCGCGCGCCGUCUUCGACGCCGCCAUGGCCGAGUUCGCCCACGACGCCGCGCUGGGCGAGCAGUUCUUCGAUCUCUUCGCCGCCUUCACCCUCGCGCCCUGCACGCCCGCCCUCCUCCUCCACGUCGUCAGCGCGCUGCUGAGCGCGGCCCCCGACGCCGUCCCCACCUUGGCCUGCCAUUUCCGGCAGCCCGUCUUCGGCGUCUCAGUGUCGUCGCCCGCGUUCCCGCGCGCCCUGGGCGAGAGCCUCGCCCGUGUUAAGGCGGCGCUGCAAGCUGCGGACGUGGCGGCAAGGCCCCUGCUCGCGGAGAAGGCGGUGCUGUUUCUGCUGCCGUUGCUGCGUAGCGAGCGCAGUGAGCGUAAUGAGCAUAGCGAGGAGCGUGACGAGGGCGAAGGCGAGAUGGACCCGGCGCUCCGCAAAGUGGUGCGCGCGUCGCUGCGGCAGUACGUGCGCGCGCUGGAGGGGGAGGAGCAAGUAGCGGGCGUGGUGGACGCGCUCAAGGGCGCCAAGAGGGUGGCGGAUGCGCGGGCGCUGGUGGCGCUGGGCGCGAAGCAGUGGCCUGGGAGUGAGAGGUUGUUGCAGGUGCAGGCGGCGCUGGAGUCGUGA